Saccoglossus kowalevskii is the source of this 1041-nucleotide messenger RNA. Its product is annotated as BMP-binding endothelial regulator protein-like. Lineage: Eukaryota; Metazoa; Hemichordata; Enteropneusta; Harrimaniidae. The record is from RefSeq and is a predicted model, not a curated record.
AUGGGCAAGAUUCACCAAAUCGUUCUAGGGCUGGUGCUGUAUACCAUUAUUGGAGCCACUGCACUUGUCCCAACUACUCUGCAAAUAACAGAUUUCACAGCAACAUCAAUAAAGGUUUUUUGGGAAACGAUUAUUGAAGCUGAAAAUUACGUCUUAACCUUCUAUGAAUCCAAAUCUGGAAUAAUGCAUGUCAAAGAUAAUAUCAGCGCGGGAAGGACAACUUAUGUCAUAUCAAAUCUGAACCCUGGUACAAUGUAUGACCCAAUAACUAUACAUGAAAUGUAUGCUGGUGUACCUGGUCCUCUGAGUAAUGAGGUCAGUCAAUUAACACCCGAAACGUUUAUCAUCAAAUAUGAAGAAUACAACUCUGGAAUGCCUCAAUCCGUAACUGUGCCAGGGACAGCCAAUACUUAUGAAUUGGAAAUGUUGAAACCCUCCACACUGUAUUUUGUACAAGCAGUAUAUCCUGAUGUGUCAAGUGAUAUCAGCAAUGAAAUUCAACAAACAGCAGAAGCGAGAGCAGUUGCAUCAGGUGAUCCACAUAUGACAACAUUCGAUGGACGUCGAUACAGUUUUCAAGGUGCAUGCUGGUAUACAUUUUUCAAAGACUGCACCACACACCCUGAUUUUGAAGUCAAAACUAAGGUUGAAAAAAGAGAUGAUAUUGAACUAUUCAAAACAAGGACAGUAUCUUUCAAAGUUACUGUCAGAGACCAGUAUGCUAUUGUUAAUGGCAUGGAUGUAGUCAAAGGAAGUACAGGUGAUGGACAUGUGGAUUCAACUGCUAUACAGAUUCAGGAAAAAGAUAGCGUGAUUACACUGACAUUCACAACCAAGGAUACAACAUACACUCUGACAUGGACAAUGCGAAAACAUAUUUUAGAAGCGUCAUUCUCUGGUUUUGAUUACAACGGCAAACUCUGUGGUCUGAUGGGAGAUGCUGAUGGUGACAAGCAUAAUGACUUCAAGAAGCCUGAUGGUACUAGUACUAAUGACGCUAUUCAGUUUGGAGAAAGCUGGAAAGUAAACGAAGAAGUGUAA